AUGUAUUGGAAGUGUUUACCACAAAGAUCUAUAUGGAGAACAUUUCGUCAUUUGUUAGUGACAUUAGUGUUGUAUUAUUUGACGUUUUUUGUAGUUCUUCCAAUUUUCUGCAAAGAUCUGCCCUUUUCGUAUUAUUAUUCGCGAACGGAACGUCUGGAUGAAAAUGUGAGACAAGCUAUGAAUUGGAAUGAACAGAGACUACACAAAGAGGAGUCGCAUUUACGAAGUUUGGACGCGGAAAAAACUUUCCAAGAAUAUGGCGAAACUAAAGAAAAUAUCCACAUUGCCGUUGGUAUAGUUACUGUUUCGAGGGUAUAUAACACGUAUGAUGGGACAAACCCGAAGUAUUUGACUCAAGUUGUUUCGCGGGUGCAUAGAAGUAUAAAAAAACAUCGCAGGGGACAUAAAAAUGUUGUAUUUAUAUGCAACGUAAAUUCCCCGUCACAGGAUCACGCCGAAGCUAUGGAACUGGCAACUUAUUUUCCGGUGGUCCAUAAAUAUGGCACCACAAACGUCAGAUUAACCAAAGAGUGGAUGCCAUCUCUUGUUUUCCACAAAGAACAAGAAGACUAUUUGUUUUGUCUUAAUUUCUCCAGGAAAUACGACGCUAAGUACGUUGUUCUAUUGCAAGAUGACGCAAUGCCACACGACGACUUUUAUGCAAAGCUGCUGUAUAUACUAGAAAAUAGAGUUGAAAUGAGAUAUUCUCGGGGAGAACUUGUAGCUAACACUGAGAAGUGGUCGUGGUUGAAAAUGAAUUUCCCAACGCCCUCAGCAGGUUUCUUCAGUAAUUGGUUGUUCACUAUAGAGGGCGUCGCACUCUCCCUUAUUCCAGCAAGUAUCACUGCCCUUAUUUAUGACAUAUGCUAUCGCCAGAGCAACAGAAUCUCGCUUUGUUUUACUUACUACAUCUUUAUCAUAUCGUUUGUUUAUUUCGGCGCCACGGCAGCUUCAAUUGGGCGACCAUUUUUUCUGCCAUAUCUAUACUCUUCGGUCCAUCUGUCGGCCAUCCGCCCUGGGACGUCUUGCUGUAUUGCAGCAGUUGUGUAUCCAUCCGCGUCGUUGUCACAGAUCGUGGACUAUUUAGCGGAUGUCGACUGCCGCGCGUGGUACCCACUUGAUUUUUGCCUCUAUGACUUCUUAGAAACGUCGGGAAUGAAACAGUACCUAGCCGUGCCUAAUAUAUUCACCCAUAUCGGAAUGGUGUCAUCCCUACAUAACAGAGCUGUAGUGUUUCCGGCUUUCCAUGCACCGCUAUGA
Messenger RNA from Saccoglossus kowalevskii, 1260 nucleotides. Its product is annotated as GPI-N-acetylgalactosamine transferase PGAP4-like. Gene Ontology annotation, biological process: GPI anchor biosynthetic process. Gene Ontology annotation, cellular component: Golgi membrane. NCBI's taxonomy places the organism in Eukaryota, Metazoa, Hemichordata, Enteropneusta, Harrimaniidae. The record is from RefSeq and is a predicted model, not a curated record. Gene Ontology annotation, molecular function: glycosyltransferase activity.